AUGAGAGGCAGUCUAAGGUCUUGCUCUUGCGACCCGAAUGAAAGAUAUCAUAAUCCAGAUAAUUAUAUCUGUUAUAUAAGUAGUUUGAAGAGAUCUAGCGAUCAAAAAGAUGAAGCAUCGAACAACCGAAUCGAAGGUCGCACAGUAUAUAACGUAUACGUGUGUGGGGUCAUACUAGCACAUGAACUUGAUUCCUUCCGCGAUGACUUACUUCGUCCUACAUUUAUGCUCAAAAAAGCUGUUUGCUGUACCGCUGCCGAAAAAUGCUGGGGCUGUAACAUAAUUACUAGCCUCAUAGAGGAUAAUCUCGAUCGAAAUGGGAAGCCGUGGCGUGUCAUUGUUAUUCAGGUGCUCUGGGACGAAUGGAUUCGUCUUGGACGCAGAGGCUAUGGAUUUCGAGAUGGCGAGUUGGCCCCUAUACCAAAAUUAGGAAUAGAUUGGUUUAAGAGGAUGGUUGAGAACCAGAGCAAACUUCAAAAGCUCCAGUCUCUUCAUCUUGUCAAAGGGAAUAAUCAGGUUCGGAGCCGAAAGCAUGUAGAUAAUUAA
Messenger RNA from Botrytis deweyae, 546 nucleotides. RefSeq lists its product as uncharacterized. NCBI's taxonomy places the organism in Eukaryota, Fungi, Ascomycota, Leotiomycetes, Helotiales, Sclerotiniaceae. The record is from RefSeq and is a predicted model, not a curated record. The coding region runs from base 1 to 546 and encodes 181 amino acids. The transcript has a single exon.